Messenger RNA from Diuraphis noxia (Russian wheat aphid), 847 nucleotides. RefSeq names its product putative nuclease HARBI1. Lineage: Eukaryota; Metazoa; Arthropoda; Insecta; Hemiptera; Aphididae. The record is from RefSeq and is a predicted model, not a curated record.
AUUUUUGUCAGUAGGUCUUAACUUUGUGGCACUAAAACAAGAAUUUUCUUUGGGUAGAACUACAGUUAGUGAUAUUGUAAGAGAGACUUGUGACGUUAUUURGACAAUCCUUCAACCCACUGAAAUGCCAGAGCCAAAUGGAGAACAGUGGAUUAGUAUUUCUAAUAAGUUUCAUGAACGCACCCAGUUUCCAAACUGUGUAGGUGCAGUCGACGGGAAGCAUAUAAGAUGUGUAAAUCCCACAAAUUCUGGGUCAAUUUAUUAUAAUUACAAAAAAUAUUUUUCAAUUAUACUAAUGGCAGUGGUAGACUCGGAGUACUGUUUUAUUCAUAUAGAUGUUGGGGCAUACGGAAGAGAAGGGGAUUCUACUGUGUUUAAAGAAUGCCCUUUUGGCAAAAAGUUAUACUCAGACCAACUUGGCCUACCAGCUCCUAAGCCUCUGCCUAAUACACAAGACAAACCUCAGCCUUUUGUUGUUAUUGGAGAUGAAGCAUUUGGCCUCCAUAAGAAUCUUCUAAGACCUUUUCCUGGGCGUGGACUUGAUCAAAGGAAAAGAAUUUUUAACUACAGAUUGUCGAGGGCUAGAAGAUAUGUAGAAUGUGCAUUUGGCAUAUUGGGGAAUAAGUGGAGAGUUCUCCAUACACCAAUACAAGUUGGCCCAGAUUUUACUGACAAAAUUGUGAAAGCAUGUUGUGUCCUCCACAACUAUGUUAGAAGCCGAGAUGGGUUUAAUUUUGAACAUACGCUGAGCAAUACGUUGGAGGAAAUAGAGUUUAAUAGAAGGGGAACUGGUGCACGUACUCAAGGAAUUGAUGUUCGAGAUGAAUUUGCAGAUUAUUUUAUGGAA